Messenger RNA from Hemicordylus capensis (graceful crag lizard), 1040 nucleotides. It is a transcript of the gene TMEM147, whose product is annotated as transmembrane protein 147. The record is from RefSeq and is a predicted model, not a curated record. Lineage: Eukaryota; Metazoa; Chordata; Lepidosauria; Squamata; Cordylidae. Bases 198 to 875 code for a protein of 225 amino acids. The transcript is spliced from 8 exons.
GUUGCACGAUGGGGAUUGUGGUUUGGCGCCGCCUUGCUGGAUAGGAAGGGACGAAGAAGGGAACUACAUUCCCCAAGAGCGGAGCCCUGGAGCGCAUGCGCCUAUGUGAUAAGGAAGGAAGCUAGCUGUGUGGGGCCAGCAGUGGGAAGAAAGCCCCUCCCUGCACCUGAGCCAGGAUCCAUCGGGCUGGCACAGAGAUGACCCUCUUCCAUUUUGGCAAUUGCUUUGCCUUGGCGUAUUUCCCGUAUUUCAUCACCUACAAAUGCAGUGGCCUGUCCGAAUACAAUGCCUUCUGGAGAUGUGUCCAAGCAGGUGCCACCUACCUCUUUGUCCAGCUCUGCAAAAUGCUGUUUUUAGCGACCUUCUUUCCUACUUGGGAGGGCGGUGCCGGAGCGUAUGACUUUGUUGGAGAAUUCAUGAAAGCAACCGUGGACCUGGCCGACCUGGUGGGGUUGCAUCUGGUGAUGUCGCGGAAUGCAGGGAAAGGCGAGUACAAGAUCAUGGUGGCCGCCAUGGGAUGGGCCACAGCAGAACUCAUCAUGUCUCGGUGCAUCCCACUGUGGGUGGGGGCUCGCGGCAUCGAGUUUGACUGGAAAUACAUCCAGAUGAGCAUCGACUCCAACAUUAGCCUGGUCCACUAUAUUGCCACAGCUGCCCUGGUGUGGAUGUUUACGCGUUACGAUUUGCCGAAACACUACCGAUUGCCCCUAACUUUCCUCCUGGGAGUCAGUGUCUACAAAGCCUUCUUUAUGGAAUCAUUUGUUCACAUUUUCCUGCUGGGCAGCUGGACGGCGCUCCUGGUCAAAGCGGUCCUCACUGGCCUCCUGUCUCUCAGCUCCCUAACCCUCUUUGUCACUCUGGUGCAUGGCAACUGAGCUCCUGCCCCCAUCCUCCAGUGCUGAGAGUAGCAACCUCUGCAUCUCGGGCAGUCCAGCCCAGGCCCCGUGGCGGAGAUGGUGCUCGGCUGAAUCCUGCCGUCGCAGGAUCCGUUGUGAUGUCACUUUGGCGACGGGGAUAAGAAUAAAAAUUCCCUAACUUUU